GUUGGUCCACCUCCGCCUGAAACCCUUCCCGGGAAGAAAAAGGAGCCAGAGUUUGUCUAUGUUGAUGAUUCCGAUACGGAUGUCGGGUCUGAGGAGGACCCGGCGGCCCCUUUCUCGCGCGUCAAGCGAAACCGGUACCUGCAGUACCACUUGUCAAAGGCCAUGACCAACUUCAAGCGCAGCAGGAAGGCUCGAAAGCAGCCGAAGCCGAUACUCGA
This is a messenger RNA of Symbiodinium pilosum, 218 nucleotides long. The record is from the annotation of a GenBank genome assembly. NCBI's taxonomy places the organism in Eukaryota, Dinophyceae, Suessiales, Symbiodiniaceae.